UCUCUCUCCUCGACAUUGUUUUAUGCGCAGAGACGUCGUCUUUUUUCCAGGCACAGACGUGGAUGCAGUUCCAGCGGGGUUUUCAGUGUUUUCUUCUUCCUCACGUCUCUGUGGUGUCAUUGAUUUUUCUCUGUCUCGCGCUGUGUUUCCUUCCUCUCUCUCUCUCUCUCUCUCGUUUUUUUCUCUCCGUCCUUAGCUCUUCCCCCCUCUCCCUUUAUCCUUGUCUCUCUCCUCGUCGUUCUCUCCUCUUCGCCGACGGCCGUCGCUCCCUCCUUUCCUGCGUCGCGCCUCUCUGCCGUCCUCCCUUUCGAAGCCGUCCUCAACUACCUCAGCCAGUUCAGCCACCAGCGUGGAGCGUCGUCGCUCUCUGUCGCUCCGGUGAAAGAAGAGAGCCUGAUGUUCUUUCCUUGGUUCCCUUCCUGUGCCGUAUCCAGUUCCUUCGAUUGCCCGUAGACCCCCGAGCACACCUUGGCUCAUGUGGACAGGAGGGAUCUACCUCGCUCCUCCUUCCCUUCUCUCUGUGUCUGUGCUGAGGCUCGAAGUCAACGGCCUGUCUCCUCGCUUCUCCCGCAUUUGCUUCAGGCCCAAUGGGUGUCUGCAGCCCUGUUGUCGAGGUUUUCUGCGGCGACGGUCCGAGACACAGCACCCAGAGAAAAGCCUCUGAGGGCCUUCGACUACCCUCCCCGGUUCCGCAAGUGUGUCGGCUUCCUCCACAUUCUUGCCUCUUCUCAGCUUGACGCUUUCUCUUCGUCCUCGCCUUCCCCUGCUUCGUCUGAAAAAAAAGCGAGAGCCUGUCUCCUCUCGUGGCUUCGAGCGCCGCUCGGCGGGGCGCAGAUGUGAGAGUCAGCGUAGAACGCGGGCGUUUGCUUCCCCGAGAGUCCGGAGCUUCCCCGCGGCCGCGUUCGUUUGUCCUUUCUUCACUGUCCUCUGUCUCCAGGCUCUCUUAGCCGGUCGCAUGCGUUCGCGGCGGCGAGUUGGCGGAGGGGAGGAAGCUGAGGGGCGGGGGCCUCAGCCUGCGCGCCAGUCUUGCUGCUCCGGUUCUCAUCCGUCUCCUCUCUCUGCGUCUGCGUUCGACCUGUUGGGGAAAAAAGAUACCUUCUUCUCUCCCAACUCUCUCUUGGGAGCAGCCGCAAUGACGGCUGGGUCGCCGCCGCCAACGCCGUCUGUUCAGUCGUCUUCUGGGUCUUCUCGUUCCUCUUCCGCCGCGUCCCCCGCGCGCUUACCUGCCUCAGCCAGCGCUUCGCCUUCCCUUCCCUUUCCCUCGCUUUCGUCGUCUUUCUCUUUUGUCGCACCCUCUUCGUCGGCUGCCACCGCGCCGCCUCUCGUGACCCUUCCGACCGCGGAGACAGCUGUCUCCGCGCCUGCGGCGGGGCCGGCCGAGGGCGGCGGUGCGGCUUUAGGCUUCGACGGUGCGCCGGCCAACAUGGAUCGAGGGAUGUCGUGUGGCGCCCUGGAGGUUGGCGGAGCUCCAGACCUGCCUUCUCUGCAUCUCGGGACGCCUACCGACUUUGCCGCCGAACAGGCGCCUCCUCCGGGGGACCGAGGACUCGACACUCAGAGUGCUUUGCCGGGCGGUCGGCUCCGAGCCAAUCGGUCUUUUGCCUUGUUUCUUAUCGUUCUCCUCUCUAUCGUCCUCUUCAUCUCCUUUGUCAUCACACCCUUCUCAUCCUUCCUCAUCGACCUCUCCCUCCAGAGUCAAACCUCUGUUCCCUCGCUCUCCCCACCCUUUCCUUCCAGUCAGGACCCCUCAACGGGUUCUCCGACGUCUUCUGCGGCAAGCGACGAGGCGACGGAGCCUCACAGUCCAGGUUCUUCAGCCUCAAAGCCACGAAGCGAUGCGGACAAUCGGGACUCGGCUCCUCGUGUACCCCAUCGCCAGCCCAAACCGCUUCCACAAAUUCGCCUCGAGCAAGCGCGAGCGCGGGGACAUUCCGCCGCCGCGGCCUUUCCUGACGAAGUUGUUUCUGGGGAUUCCUCGAAGGCCUUUUCGCCUGGCAACGCGUCUCUCUCGAGCACCUUGUUCUCCCGCUUUGGAUCCUUGUCGAUUUUUCCUUCUCUGUCAUUGCCUCGCGACUCCGCAGAGAAUGCGUCUGCCAUCAAGAAGAAGCCUUCACAAGACCCCAACGAUCGCGCUGGGACUCGAAGCGGUGGCAACGGGGCGGCCGUCCCGCCGUCGCCUCCGACCGCGGUCGGAGGGGGAGGCGCCGGGGCUGGGGCUCCAAACCGGGACGCGACUUCGCGCCCCACGUUCACGCCGUAUCGGCCCGUCGAUUGGGGGGUCGAGAGAGUCGGAGACAGUGGAGCAGACAUCUCUUCGUCUUCCGAAGCGAACGACCCAAACGGAGGCACUUCGUCCGUUCGCGGGCCGUCACCUUCAGGUUUAUAUCCCUCCGCCAGCGGACUUCCACUCAAGCGGCCUGCGGGGGAGCAGGACGGAUGGAGAGGCGAGCUGGCUGAAUUUGCAGACUACAAUGGCGAUUCGCAUGCGGACAUGAUCUUCAUCUCUCGGUCGACUCCAGACGAGAAGCAGAGCGUUUCUUCGCCUGCUGUCGCCUCUACGUCUCCGUUCCUCCUGUCUGCAUUCUCGGCCUCGAGGAGCACCCCGCGCUCGACAGCGUUCGCCGCCGUUUACACUUGGGAUGCAGCGGCUGGGGUCUUUGCGUUCUUCACGAAGGCGGAAGUCCCGGAAAGCACUGAGUCCCUGAUUUCUUUCGACUGGAACGGCGACGGACGCGCCGACCUCCUCGCAGUGUGCGUCGCGGAGCCCAACGCGGUCGCAGAGGCCCGCCGCGAGGCCAUGCGGCUCUUCCAGCGAUUGCAGGAAGAAGGCCAGGGACGAGACGCAGCGCGAGAGGGGCAGGUCCGCCCAGCAGAGCACAAGAAAGAAGAGAAAGAACUGCACCAGGCAGCGGUGAAAUCCGGAGAGGAAGGAAAGGGCGAUGCGGGUGCGGCGAGCAGUUCGUUCUUCCGGUUUUGGUUUGGGAGCCCAAGCAACGAGCGGGGAGAAGAAGGCGGAGACAGAAACGAGGUGGGGAAGAACUACUACCUCGUUGCCUACGUGCAGAGAUCGGACGGAAAACUGGAGGAAGCCUGGGACUCGAUCACGGGCGUCGACAGGCUGCUCGAACGUCUCGAGCAACAGCGAGUCGCCAGGAGGCGCAGGAUGGCCCGAGCGAGAGAGAGCAGAGACAGAGACAGGCAACACAGCGCGGCCAGCAACGAGAGAAGCAAGCAAGCCGCCACGCAUUUACUGGCUGUCUCCGAAGCCCCCACACCGCCGCAGACGCCGAGCGAGAUCCCGAGCCGGGGCGAAGAAGCGAGAGCCGAAGAGCCAAGUCCCGCGAUGCCGCGGAGACGCCUAGCGGAGAACGAAGGGGAAAACGGUGUGAAGGUAGUAGAGAGCAACGGAAAUCAGACUGACGCCCCAAAACAAAGUUUGUCCUUUCCUCUCUCGGGUGACCCGUCGUCGCCGCCUCCUCCUCGUCGACCCUCUGGCAGAGACUCAGCUUUGGGCUUCGCGCCGGUGUCUCCAGUUCUUGAUUCUGCGCGGAACGCUGUCGUCGCGAGAAGAGGAGGCAUCGCGGAAGAAGGGCAGCAGGAAGAAAAGGGUGUGGAGAAGGAGAAGAAGGGUGAGAACGAGGAAGGAGACGGACAGCAAGGUCGAGGGAAGAGUGACGCUCAAGCCAUUGAACGCGGAGGGAGAGAGGAGGAGAACUUUGCUCACGAGACAGUGAAUGCGGCGAGGGAGGAAGAGGAUGAGACUGGCUUUGAUUCGCCGUCUUCUCUAGAAGAUGGCAUUGAGAUCCAAGGCGUCCGAGUGUGGGGCGGUUUCGGAGAAACUCCAGAGACUCUGUCGAACUCUCUCUCAGACAAACGACGCGUGCACUUGGAAAAUCUCGCCCUGCUUCCGCUUCUUCGGUUUUCUUCUAUCCAUCCCCUCGUCGCGGACGUCACGAUGGAUGGACGCCCUGACCUCAUUGCGCAGGCGCCCCUCUUCCGGUCUCCGUCUCCUCUCGCGUCUUCUGCGCCUCCUUUUCCUUCUCCCCGACCUCGCCGAUUCGCGUGGAUCGCCGCUUCGCGCGCGGAAGCAGCAGUUGCCAAAGCUUCUUCAGGGAAUCGCUCGGACGCGACGCACUCGGCGAAACGCGGGAGCGAGGAGACAGCCCCAGAAGGACGGAGGCACGCCGCGGCGGCCGGAGAGUUCGCGACAGGCGCAAAAACGAGGAGAGAACGAGAAGGAGAAGAAGGAGAAGAAGGAGAAGGGAUGGAGGAGAAGAGCGAAAGUGAAAGGCGCAGAGGCGCACAGGAAGAAGCGCCCUUCCAGCCUGUGCUGUGGCAGAACUUGGACAAGUGGAUAGCGAACGCGGGAGAAGCCGAGGAAAAACAGCUCCUCGGGAAGAUUGUCUCUCCACACAGUAGUGCUUUUCUGGAUCUCGACGGCGACUGUCGACCCGACCUUGUCUUCCAAGUCGAGCUGCCGUCGCCGCCCUCGGCUUCUUCGCUGUCGCCACCCACUUCGUCCUCGGGGGUCUCUUCUUCUCCUGCUCCUUCGCCUUCCGCCUCUCCAUCUGCUUCCUCUCAGUACCUGGAGAUCUGGGUCAGUCGCUUCGAUGCGCAGGAGGCUCAAGCGCGGUACACGAUUGCUCACGAUGCCGCGUUCAUCGCCUUGCCGCCCAACGUCCGGCAGCUCUCCUUUGCAGACUUCAAUGCCGACGGGACGCUCGACCUCGUUAUGCCGACCUGUGUGCCUUCGCCUGAAUGCAAUGGGUGCUGCGUCGAGGCAGAUCGAAUCCUCUUUGCGCCAAACAAACAACCUGGGCUGUGCCCGUCACUUUGGAGCUUCAGCAGUCCGAGCCGCGCGCCCUGCAGAGCGGCGAACGCCCUCUGCAGUUUACCUGACUAUUUCUCCAUUCCGUCAAUGAACGAAGCUCCUGGAGAGUUCACUGUGACCAACAUUGACAGCGACCCCCGCGUCCAUUUCUACGGUGACCAAGAUCACCCCCCCACUCUGCGGGUUGGAGACUGGAAUGGAGACGGAUAUCCGGACCUCGCGUUCAUUGCAGUCCGCAACGGAGGCUACAGAACCGCCCGACUCUACCAUAAUGUACCAGCCGAGGGAAAAGGCGACGCGUCUCUCCGGACCUUCGAACUCGCACAUGACAUCACCCCUGAAGAGGGAGGCGACGGUGUGUCUCUGCUGUUCGACCAAGUAGCGUUCUUCGACCUUUUCGAAGACGGCAGUCUUGACGUCUUUUGCAUGGGGCAGCCUGAGCCUCCCUCGACAUCUUCGUCGCCCUUCACCAGCAGCCGAGCUUUUCUACGGACUCUGGACAGCGAUUCACGAUUCCUCAAAGUCACCGCACUCAGCGCCGACAGUGGACGCAGCGGAUGCAGCGGCCGCAGUGGCGGGAGAAGCAGCGAGGCGCUGUGGCGCAGUGUGUUUGCAUUCCCCGAGAGCAAGGCGGAAGCCGGCGGUGAGGGUCGAGGAGACGAACGGACCAGUGCGUCCGUUCUGCAGAUGGCUGUUCAGCACAGCCUGCCUCCCUCUGGCGUCGCAUCUCACGGUCCUGCGUUCAAGCUCACAGUUACCGAUUUGAAUGGAGUGAAGACGCCUCGUACAGCAACUCAGCUCAGCCAGUCCGCCCACUCUCCACUUCAGCUUCCUUACGCGCUUUUCGGUCUCGGAAGAACGAACAACUACAUAGAAGAAUUCUAUCUCGGCAUGCCUAUAUCGGCGCAGGUUUGCCACAAUAUGUGGAUCUCCUUGAUUCCCAACUCGCAAGUUCUUGUCGCGCCUUCGCCGCUCUACUGCCCCAAAGCUUGGCAGCUGGACCUUUCCGUCAAUCCUUCGAAGCAUGUCUUCUACAUCCUCAUCACGACCCUCAUCUGUCUGAUUGUCGUGGCGAUAAUAAUUUUCAUUCUCGACCGCCGAGAAAAGGCCGAGGACUCUGAGCUUCAGCGCGGUUUCCGAAGUCACUUCAUCAUCAACUGAAAGAAGUCAACCAGCGAGUCGAAUCGUUGUUUUUGAGCGUUCCUUGUUACCUUUGCCCCCUCGGUUUUCUUCCGUUAUCAUCUCUCUCUCCCCGCUUCUUCGUCUCCCCUCCGCUCUGGUCGUUUCUACUCCUCUCUAUCUAUAUUCUCCUGAUCGAACUCGCACUUCACCUUUCUCCCGUUUGCUUCUAGCUGCUCUUCUUCCACUCUUUUCUCUCGUCUGUUUUUGUCUCCUCUCCCUCUCUCCGGUCUUCUGCUUUCCCCUGUUUUCCCCUCCUUCCGUUGCCUUCCCUGUCCGCUCGGAAGCCACAGGCAAGGGAACAUGCUUCCUCCUGUGCGUGGAAGCAGCGGAUUCUCCGCUCCUGUGCUUGUCUGUCUGUUUAGACAUAACGCGAGUUGCAUGGGUGUCAUGCAUGUCCUGUGUGACCACCGUGUGUUGAUUCCACGGAAUGUUCUCGUGGGGGCGCCGCGCAUCGUGUGGAGUCGACUUCGGCGCAAAUGCGCCUGUAGAAGAAUUCCCUGGACGACUUUGCCGGCGCUGUGCAGAGGGAAAACCGUGUGGUGUGGACUGAAGUUCCGUACUGAGAAUCAGUGCAUGUUCCUCUCUUUUGAAAAGAAAACGUUCUCCACCAAGGGCAUAUGACCCGGAGCCCCUGCGCGUCUCUGCUGCAUGCAGCCGACUCCGGAAUUACUCCCGUUUAUGUUUAUAACAUGCCUUGCUGGCACAACUCCCCUAAACGAAUACAGGGUGCGCAGUGCCCGUUAGGAAAGGAGAGAAAAGCGACCAGCGCCUACCUGCUUCAGUCUUUAGAUGUCGCCGCAGCUUCACCUCGACAUGGCACCCACCUAGACAUAUGUUUGGUGCAACUCUACCGACACAAACAUCCGCCUUCCUCUACGUAGAGGCAUGCGGUCUCAUUACACGUGUGAAGCACCGGUAUCUGUGCACAUCCGUUCACAUACGUAACGUCGCGCAUGCAUGUAUAUUUAUUUAUAUAUGUGUGUGUGUGUGCAUGCUGCCUAUCUUUUGGGUUCACACGCAUCUCUUGGUAGACAUCCUUGUUGUUCUUCCUGGAGUGUCGUUUCUGGAGACUGGCCGUUCACUGGCUUUUCUCUCCCGUGUGUUUUCACUUCCUGUGAUCUUUUUUUCAAAGCGGGCCUCUCUCAUCAUCGCUCUUCUGCCUUUUCAACUUCAGCCGCGUUCCACGUCCCCUCGCUUUCUCCUCCGUUGUCGUCUCCGAGGCUAGAGAGAAUAAAAAUGCUGCAUGCAUGCUGUGUCCGUCGGUGGCACUCCGGUGCGCCUCCUGCACCAUCGAGUGAAUACGGGGAGAGAAAAAGCGAAAUUUCACCUGAGCUUCGCUCUCGUGUGGCAGGCCUCUAUGCACACAACUCACCAUUUGUAUAAAUUUGUACUUGCACGGAAAUGAUAAAUAUAGUGCAUGCCGAUGUCUGUGGUCCCCGACGAAUGCAGAAGCAUAGGUAACCAUGUACAGAGAUACGUGCGCCAGUCCAGAUACACGAAGCAGUUGCGAAUAAAUGUCUACAGGCGGAGCUCCUGAGACAGAGUUACUCGCGAAGAGGAAAAAAAGAAGAGAAUACGUUUACAAAGAUCGGAAGGGAAUGCCCGAGGUCAAGGAAGCAACAAGUCGUGACAACUGAUCGUAAAAAGUGGAUGGGAAAAUCCAAAUCCAAAUAGACUCGUGAGUGUACAUCCGAUCAGAGAUAUAGAUUGGUGUCUACCAGGCGGCCCUUGGGGCUGCGAUUCUUCUCACAGCAGAAAUGAGCAAAUGCCUGUCAAUGAGGGAGUCGCCUCCAGAAACAAAGACCAAGAAAUUGUAAGUACCACACUAUUUGUCUCAUCCAAAAACAGAAAACGCAUUGACAUGUAUUUAUCCUUGGGCUAACACAGACGCACGGAAGCGCCGAACUAGGCACUGUCGUGUACGUGAAUGUGUAUUCGAUUGUUCUGC
Molecule: messenger RNA, 7961 nt
Organism: Toxoplasma gondii ME49
Lineage: Eukaryota; Apicomplexa; Conoidasida; Eucoccidiorida; Sarcocystidae
Product: FG-GAP repeat-containing protein
Exons: 14
Coding region: 956-5992 (1678 amino acids)
Cellular component (GO): plasma membrane
Source: RefSeq, a predicted model, not a curated record